AGACCCGGCGCUGGUAACACCGAGGUUAUGGGGUCAAUCCCCCUAUAUUCGCUUAAGAGUGAUUCACUUAAGGCGCGAUGAUCCCUUUGGGUCCCUGCCAGCCCCGAGCAUCCAUCCCGUGGUUCUGUGACAGUUCCAAGCAUGUCUCUGCGGGGCCCGGGAUGAGGAGAGCCUGAUGUAAAGUGAAUAUUUGGGCCUUUUUCUACUCCAACGCGGUGGAUGGUCUUGCAAAAUGAGCAGCGAAGACGAAAUCUCUGAAAAACUGGAUGCAGAAUUGGAUCGCUAUAUUGUGGCUAUGAAGCCUUACAUUCUAAAGCAACAGGAUAAAUACGAACGAGAACUAUGUGCACUGUGGAUUAAAAAACUCUGCAGACCCUCAGGAGCAGGGGUGGGAGUAGAGGGAAGGAAGAAUCGGAACUUGUAUGCGAAACUUCUGCUCCACAUGCUGAAGCGAGGAGUCCUGGAGGGACCUUUUACACAAAAACCAGAGAAAGGAUUGCUGAAAAGUUUACCUUCCUACCUGGCAACUUCCAUUGAAGAACUAAAUUCAGCAGGACUUCUGAGCAAUAGCUCAGGCUCUUUGCCUGAGUGGGUGCUGAGAGAACUAGAGAACAGUGGAGCUAAAGAGGAAUCCUCUUUAUCAACAACACAGGAGGAAAGACCCAAUGAGAAGCCAUCAGAUGUAUCCCAUUAUCUUCGGAGGACAGGGGACAAUGACCUGGGCACGUCACUGUCUGAUGAUCAUCAAGACAAAACUCUGGAUGACAAUGACCUCGAAGCUCGUCUCAAUAGUUGGAAUCUUGGGGUAGAAAACCCAAGAUAUUUGCGAGAAAAACCCGUGCCAAGGUCUUUGAUGACACCUAAAAUUGUCCCAGGGAAAAGGCCUUCUUAUGACCAGCAGGUGCUGCUUCGAGCACAGGAGAGAGAGCUGGAAAGGAAAAUGAAAAUAACAGAAGGUAAAUUCCAUGAAGAAAAACUGAAACUACAACAGAAGCACCAUGCUGAUGUUCAGAAGAUUUUGGAUAGAAAGAAUGAUGAGAUAGAGAUGUUGAAGUACGCCCACAAAAAGAAACAAAAAGAAGCUGAGGAGGAGAUCAGAAGACUGGAGAAAAAAGUUCAGACCGUUGUUCGUGAGUCACAAGUUGUCAGAGAAGCCAAAGAGCAGCAGAUUGAGGAGCUGAAGAAGAUGUGUGAGCAAAGCAAUGACUCCCUGAACAAUGAGUGGGAGAAAAGGCUGCACGAGACUGUGGCUGAGAUGGAGAAGGAGAAGUUCAACCUGCAGAAGAAGCACACGGAGGACAUGAAGGAACUGCUGGAGGAAACCAACGCCCGGCUCCACAAAAUGAAGGAGGAGUAUUUGCAACAGACACAGUCCACUAACGAGACUGUGCAAAAACUGGGGGCUCGUGUCCAGCAGUUGACCGUGGAGGCUGAAAAUAGUCAUUUACUGCAUCAAAAACUGUCUCAGGAGAAGAUUGAAGCAGAGCAGCGUUACGAGGACUUGUGCUCCGAACUUCAGGAGCUCAAAGCAAGGUACAACUUGCUACAGAAAGACAAGGACCACAUUAUGCAGGAGUACAAGGAGAACAUCCAGCGACUACAAAGUAAAUUUGAUGUCGAUAGAGAUCUCAUAAAGCAGGAACAAGCUCUCUCUGCAGCUAAGGCAUCUGAUGUGAUUGAGGAAUUACGGAGGAGUGUGACUCAGUUAAAGCAACAGUUGCAAGAAUCAGAACACCAAAGGCAGCAACAGCUGAGGGAUCAAGAAUACAAGGUUCAGCAGGACAAACUUCACUGGGAGAGUGUGUAUGAGAAGCAGAUUAAUGUCAUUCAGAACGAUCUGGAUAAAGAGAGGGAUGCUCAGAAGAAAAUCCGGAAACUGGAAGAGACUUUGAAGGAGAAGGAGGAGCAGCUGAGGCGGGUGACGGAGGUACAGAGGCUGCAGGCCCAGCAGGCAGGCGCUGCCCUGGAGGAGUUUAAGCGGCAGGUGGAGCUGAACUCAGAGAAAGACUCUGCUGAAAUGAAACAGCGGAUGGCAGAGGUUGAAGCUGAUCUAAGCAGAUCAAAAUUGCUCCGGGAGAAGCAAUCCGAAGAAUUCUCCUGGCAGUUGGAGGAGGUCAAGAAAAGAUAUGAACAACAGAUAGUGGAGCUGAAGCUGGAGCAUGAACAGGAGAAGACGCACCUAUUCCAGCAGCACAACGCAGUGCAGGACUGCCUGGUCCGAGACCAUCAACGGGAGAUCGAGAAGCUGGAGAAGCAGCUUCGCGCUGCCAUGGCAGAGCACGAGAGCCAAAGUCGAGAAAGCAGGAAGCGAGACGGCCAGGUCAUCUGCAACCUGGAGAACCAAAUCCUCAGGCUGAGGGAAGAGCUCAUUCAGGCGAACUCUCUGCGGAACCAGCAGCUGCUGGACCUGAGCUGUCAGAGGGACAAGGAGAAGCUGAAGGCAGCUCGAGAGAAGGAGGCAGCAGUGAAUAAGAUGAAGAUGGAGACAGAAAAAAUGAUCUUAGACCUGAAAAAGAGGCACGCAGCUGAGACGGAGAAGGUCUUGGACAAGGCCAGCAACAGAUUGAAGCAGACUGAGAAGGAGUACAGUCAGAAACUGGCUAGAUCCUCGCAGGUCAUAGCCGAACUUAAGACAACCAUUUCCUCCCUGACAGAGGAGCGCAGCCGGCAGCAGCUCGUGGCGGAGCAGCGGCUCCAGGAAGUCAUACAGAAGUUGGAAGAUGAGAAGCAGCAGCUGAUGACGGAUAAUGACAGAGCAAUCAAGGCCUUGCAGGACGAGCUGGAGAAUUACCGCAGUCAGGUGUACGCGGCCGAGAGGAACCUGCAGCGCCACGAGCUGAAGGCCCAGGAGCAGUUGAUUAAUGUACGAGAAGAAUAUGAAAAAAUCCUUAAAGGGCUGAUGCCAGCAGCCUCAAAAAAGGAACUUGAAGACACCAUUUUAUCUUUAAAAUCUCAGGUAAGUUUUCUGCAGAAAAGAAUCCUCCAGGAAGACCCGAACGCCUGACCCGCCAAAAAGUACGGGAUUAUCUUUGAUCCAUUUGCACCAUUUCACACCUGUGGAUCCCACUUCUUGAAGAUUCACGGCUUAAUUAAAACACUCCAACGGGGUUGCAGUUUUAAGAGAUCCUUAUUUUCAGUAAACAAGCAUCUGAGCAUUUCUUUUUUUCCCUUAGUGCUUAGUCAGGGCUAUUAGAGCAAGAUUAGAGAACUCGCAGGUGCACUGCAAGUCUGGGCUUUGCCUCCACGUUGAGGAUGAGGCAGUGGCUCAGAGCACAGCUGCAGCUCUGCGGUGAUGCCACCCCCUUUCAAGAUAGAAAACAAUGAUGCAAUGCAUAAUAUUACAGAUCACAUCUUCAAAGUGCCGGAUCUCCACGAGCCCCGAGCUUUUUUUUUUUUCCAGACAUUUACACCCUUUCAAUAUAAAUUAUGGCAAGUGGUGCAGCCAUAAAAAGCCUUGCUGUGCCUUUAGAGUGAGUGAUUCACGUGGAGAGGUGAGUACAAGGAAACUUCCUAGGAAAGCCACUCCAUCUUUAUUAUAUUUGUAGGCUUUGAUGAUAUUUCGUAUCUCGCACGAGGGUUUUCUUGUAAAAAUAUUGUGAACAUUUGUAAGCUCUUUAAACAACUGUGGAAAUGUUAGAAGUGUGAAAGUCGCCUGAAAAUAUUAAUCCUAAACUAUUUGUUAUCAGGAGUGAGCUAAAGCUAGUUUGGAAACUGAAAAUGUCAUAGAUUCUUGGUAGUAAGCCCAUUAUAGGUAACUUUGUUAGAUAAAUAUAAAGCUCCAGGCCCGCUGCCCACUGGAACCAACCCUGCUUUCAGCCUGUUGUGUUUUUAGAGUAAAAAUAAUAAGAUAUAACUAACAAGAAUCUCUUCCUUUUCAGGUGUCUGCUGAAACGGUGGAAUCUCUUUGAUUGCCAAAUGGACUGCUUUGAAUAGGUUUGAAGAUUUGGCUCUUGUAAAUUAAAAUGCAAAGAUUACUGGCUCUUUUGUUAGCACAGAAAUUUUCAUGAAGUUCAUGAAAACAUAUUCAUUGCUCGUGCCAGCAUGGUUUUUGUUGUAUCUUCCUUCCAUUAUUUUUUUAUCAUUAUUUUAUUACAGACUUAUGCUUUUGAUAUGGUUUGACUCCAUGCUGAGCUCGCUUACCGAGCAAGUAGACUUUGCUCUACUAAUAUUUUUGUUAUUACUUCCCAAUACCAUUCUUUUCACUCCUAAACAUGAAGAAAAAUCCCAUUUUCUAUUAUUACCGUCCAAGAUAUUUUAACAUAUUUUGACAUUGUUCUGUGUCCGUGUGUUUACAUAAGAUUAAAAUAUUAUUAUUUUGUUAUA
Messenger RNA from Myiozetetes cayanensis, 4323 nucleotides. It is a transcript of the gene CEP112, whose product is annotated as centrosomal protein 112. The record is from RefSeq and is a predicted model, not a curated record. NCBI's taxonomy places the organism in Eukaryota, Metazoa, Chordata, Aves, Passeriformes, Tyrannidae.